Molecule: messenger RNA, 3081 nt
Organism: Pocillopora damicornis (cauliflower coral)
Lineage: Eukaryota; Metazoa; Cnidaria; Anthozoa; Scleractinia; Pocilloporidae
Product: integrator complex subunit 13
Biological process (GO): centrosome localization; regulation of mitotic cell cycle
Cellular component (GO): integrator complex
Source: RefSeq, a predicted model, not a curated record
ACCUGCUUUGUGACCAGGCUUUCAACAUGGCGGACAAAAGUAAUAGAAAGUAAGCCACGCUUUCCGUGGCUGUAAAAGUCUCUUACGAUGGCUAGCGAUAAAGCAAAAGCUCCUAUGAAGAGAACUGUGAUUGUGUUAGAUCACAGUUCCAAAUUUCUGACGUUGUCUAAGCAGCAUAUUGACUUUGAUGGUGGAGGGAAAAAAAGCAAGAGCAAAGGUUCCAGCUCGACUUCUUCACCUGUUUUCAAGAGCUCUUGGACAUGCAGUAUCGAAGCGGCAGUCGAGUACUGUAGAAUUGUGUACGAUAUAUUCCCAAAUGAGUAUCUGGUCAAGGUAGUUGUUUCUGAUGAUGAUGCCCAUGUGAUGAACUCUUGGUCUCAUGAACAGCAGUGUGUUCCACAGCUAUUAAAGUCUUUUGCUGGCCUUGGAUCCCCUAAGGAAGAUAAUGGAGAAAACUGUUCCAUGAUAUAUGGACUAACAUCAGCUGUCCAAUGUCUCUAUGAACCACCGCCUCAAAACUCCAAAACGCAUCAAACAACUUCUUCUGUUGAUACAGGAAGGAUUAUUUGCAUCACAAACUUGAAAAACGAAGGCCAUGUCCAUGCUCUUGUAGCAUGUGCUACUGAUAUACUAGAACAACAGAACAGUGGAGUGGGUUCAAGUGACAGUGUCCAACCAAUCAAGAAUGUAGACCUCAUUUUUAUUCAUGUCCCUUUGAGUGGAGACAGUGGAAAGUUUACAGAAAAAGCACCAAAGGGAUCAUCUUUGCUGUCAAUAACCAUCAGCUCCCACAAAGCAUCUCAGCUGGUUAGUAAACUCAGCAUCAUGGCACAAAAGCACUUUCAUCUGAAGUCUACAACAGUCACAGGGAUACCAAUGAAAGAAGAGCAGCACUCUGGAAGCUCAGCUAACUAUGAUGUGGAAAUUGUCCAUUCCUCUCAAGUGCAUAUGGAGCAGGCUGUUGCAAACGUGUUUUGUGGUGAUGAAACUGCACCGGGGAAAAAGGAAAGUCCUGGAACAUCUAAGGAUACUGUUCAUCUGAAGUGGUGCACACCCAAGACAACAUCUGCACCAGAGCUUCAAGCUUGUAUUGGUUGUUAUAGGAUCACACCAGUAGAGGUCAACAGUAGACCUACAGCAUGCCUCAUUUCUUUCCUGCUACAAGGUCGACAAGUUAUGUUAGAGCAGCCUAAGAAGUCUGGUGGAAAACUGGUGUCCCAUAUUCUGGCAAGUCAUGGAGGUGAUAUUUUUAUACAUUGCUUAGCGACGUACCGUACCCCAAUGGAAGAUCCCCCAUCCAUUAGUGAAGGGUGUGGCGGCCGAGUAACAGACUACAGAAUCAACGAUUUUGGUGAAUUCAUGAAAGCAAACAGACUUGCGCCUUGUUCAUGGAACAAAAAGAAAGGAAAGUCGCCCCUAGAUAAAGGUCUGGCAAGACUGGAGCGCUGUACAAGAUACUGGCCCAUGGUGAUCGGUGAAACACUGCUUUGUAACAUGAUGCAGCUUUUAAAACCUCUACCAACACUUAUGGCGAAGGAGACUGUUACAGAAAAUGAUGUACUUGAAUGUAAAAGAGUUAUCUACAGAGUUCAAGCCAUGGAAAGUAGGAAUGAUCCGCUACCAGUGUCUAUGACUGGAAUCAGAGGAAAAGGACCGAAAAGAGAGGAACAGUAUCGGCAGAUUUGGGCUGAAUUGGAGACUUACCUAGAAGCUGCCAGUAGAACAUCCAAAAUGCAUGAAAAGGUGUUGGAAUGCCUGCGUGGCACCAGUCCGUCAAGUAGUACCACAGACAGCCCAAGGAGAGAGACACCUACAGAUGAACUUGAAAAAAAUAAUCAUUCCAAACUUUCAGAAGUUUCGCUCUCUUGGCAGGAGAUUGACAGAUACCAAAGUAUGACGGAGCGCGAGAAGACUGAUUUCAAUCGCGGAGAUACAAACAAUGAACACUUCUUCAAAAGAAGUAUUGCGUCAGCGGUUACGGAGCAGGCGCACAAGAGAUUGCGUACCGAUAAUCAACAUGGAAUGAAUAAACAGACGGGUAGAGGCCCAGGAAGUUCUCUUCUCUCGAUGUGGAACAGUAAAAUGAACGCAAUAGCAGCCUCGCGGCACGAGGAAUUUGCUGGCAGGCUUCAGUCGACAGGGAACAAAGCCGAGCUUUACUCCAAUCCUAUGGACAGCGGAAGUAACAGCAGUGGCAGAGGCACACCCGUGGAAGAAUGGCUGUAGAUUGAGAUGUCGUAGUGCAUAAAGUGAGGCGUGAGGUGUAAGGUUGGAAAAACUUAUCUGCAUGUACUUCACCUCACGCUUGAAAGAAAAGAACCCCCACGAGUUGACACGCGAGGUCUCAAUGUUGCCAGGAAACGACUUACCACAGCCGCUGGCCGAGUAGAGCUCCGAAGGGUUAAAGAACGUUUUGAAAUCAACCACGGCCAAAGGCUUUCAAUGAAAAUUUUUACUAGUAAAUGGAAUUUCUUUACGACACUGUUGUCGUCAUUGCCUCCUCUGUUGUAGUGCAAAAUUACUAUGCAAGGUGCACCUAGAAUUUCGUCAUCGGUUUAAUGUAAAUAGAAGCUGAUAACUUUUACGAGUUUAUGCUACUUUUCUAAGUAGUGUCAUUUCAGGAAAUGUUUUCCAGCAUCAGCAUUGAUACAUUCCUUGCUUGUUUUGUAAGAACAAAUGACCUUGAAGUGUUUACCAGCUUGUUUACUGACGUUUGGAAGCGCUGGAUUUGUCAAAGACUUGUGCGAGCGGAAAGGCCAUUCCUCGGCUAUGACUACGAGCGGACCAUCUUUCCCGUGUUCGUGCUCGAAACGGACUAAAUGCACACCUCUGUAACUCUGUAUCGGAGUAGCUUUUCCGUAAAGAAUUGCAGACUUGAUGCGAGAAUCCCUCCAAGACUCUUUGUCCUUCCUCCAAGUUGAGGAUUUCCUUUCCGCGAGAUCUUUGCAGGAAGUCAGAUGUUUCUGCGACAUUAGUUCGCGUUAAAACGAAUAUUCAGAAGAAAUGGCGUUAAUUAUAAUUUCUGUAGCUGUGAUAAUUCUCCACUGAAACUCAGCAAUAAACUUUACUAAUUGAGAUAAA